GUGGCCCAAUCAUGUGAAUAGCAGUCUCGUUGGCGAUAUGCCGGUGGCAAAGUAACGUGGCCGCCAUUUUAUGUGUACCGAGUGCUACACAAUCAUUGAUCUCGGUUUCUUUGCUUCUUUAAUGGGUGAUAUUUUUGCGUCUCGCUGAGAUGACGCAGUUUCUGCCGCCGAAUUUGUUGGCGUUAUUUGCGCCACGUGAUCCAAUACCGUAUCUACCACCUGCUAACAAACUUCCGCACGAGAAGAAAAACGGGGGAUACAUCGGCGUCGGAGUAUUCCUCAAGUACUUCGAGGACCCUAAGGAUACACCACCACCUGUACGUGUAGAGACUCGAGAGGAACGUUUGGAGCGUAGAAGAAGGGAACGCGCAGAGCAAGUUGCAUAUAAGCUUGAACAAGAAAUUGCUGUAUGGGAUCCAGCUGGUAUUCCCAAUGUUACAGCAGAUCCGUUCAAAACUCUCUUUGUAGCUCGAAUUAAUUAUGAUACUUCAGAAUCGAAAUUGAGGAGAGAAUUUGAGAUAUACGGUACAGUAAAAAAGAUCGUGGUAACACAUAAUACGAUUAAUGGCAAGCCUAGAGGAUAUGCCUUCAUUGAGUAUGAGCACGAAAGAGAUAUGCACUCGUGGUGGCCGCUGCCGGCAACUAGUGCCGUUCACUAUUCCAUGCAAUCCCUGAACCUGCCUGAUAAGAUAGCUGCAUAUAAGCAUGCGGAUGGUAAGAAAAUAGAUGGUCGCAGAGUGUUGGUCGAUGUCGAACGAGCACGAACGGUAAAGGGCUGGCUGCCCCGCAGACUCGGUGGUGGCUUGGGUGGUACUCGUAGGGGCGGUCCUGACGUUAACAUUAAGCAUUCGGGACGGGAAGAUAACGAGAGAGAACGGGAACGAUACCGCUUGGAACGAGAGAGAGAAACAACGGGACGUGGUCUUGAUAGAGACAGAGAUCGCGAUCGCUUAGAUAGAGAGCGUCGCAGAUCGCGCGAUCGCAAACGACGUACCAGGAGCAGAUCACGUGAUCGUAAACGUAGACGAAGUCGUGAUCGUUUACCCGAUCCCGAUAUCGAGGAAAUCGAACGACCACGUGACAGGAGGGAUCGUGAUCGCGAUCGUGAUCGGGACCGUAAACGGCGCCGGUCACGAAGUAAUGAUCGCGAACGCGACAGGGAUCGUAAGCGAGACAAACGAGACAGGGACCGCGAUCGCAGAGACAGGAAGGAUCGCAAUGAUCGUCAGGAUGAGGACACGAAAGAAAUUCGAAUCAAGGAGGAGCCCUUAGACGAUUAUCCGGACUACAGCAAUACAUUCGCAACGUCGGGCUCGUACUUUACCGCAGUCAAGUACGAAGAUGAUAAUGAUCAAGAGGUGGAGGAGAAAUACCGGAUUCCGGAGGGUCGGCCAGAUCCGCCUCCGUACAACAAUUACGAUUCUGUUCCAGAUUAUUGAUCUUAGCAAUAUAUAUUUUCGUCGUGUCUCUUUUUUACGAUUUUAAGAUAUCGUGUUGCCGCAUUAUCGUUGUAAUAUCCUUUCUACUAGUAUAAUGAUGAAUUAGCUCUUUCAGGAGCAAACCAAGCUGACAACCUCUCGAUUAUAUAUCAAAUUUUGAAUACAGAAUAAAAAUGCAACGAACGAAUUGCGAAAGAUUCUACAAGACUUUAAGAGAUACUAAAUAAUUAAUUUAUUUAAAAAGUAUGAACAAUAUGAGAAAGUUUCGUAGCAACUUGAAUUUCAACAGAAAAACAAAAAACAGAAAAAACUCAUUAAAUGAAAUUGAUGUAUUAUGCCAUUAGAUAGACGAAAAUGACUGAAAUGAUGUAUACAUUGCAUCAUUGCUUCUAAAAGAAUUAAAUAAUUAUAUAUAUUGAAUCAUCAUGAGAAAUUCAAGAUUUUCAAAUCGACAAGAUUUUGAAAUUGACAUAGAAUAUAAAUAUUUUGAUGAUAUUAUAAUUGAGAGCAUUAUAUUCUUGUCAUUAUUUUUUCUCUAUCUCUUUCUUUCUUUUAUUCGCAAUUUUCUCGUCUUUUAGUGAAUUUUCUCUAAAUUAAGCUUUCUUGACAAAAAUAUUAAAUUUAUAGUAAAGAAAUUCUAAUGCUCUCUUCAAUGAACUAAACAGCAAGUCACAGAUUGUAGAAGACUGCGCGUGAAGUCUUAUGCUAUAAAAGAUAUAUUUAAGAAUCACAAAAAAAGAAUCCGUAAUAGACUCAAUAUUCUAUUGCUAAAAUGUUGCAAUUUCAAUUGUUUACAUGUGUACAUAAUUAUAUACAUAUAAAAUUUGGUUCUUUCAUAACUGCUACAUGUACAUUUACAUUUAUGUUCGAAAAUAAAGUAAACUGUGCGAUUAA
Molecule: messenger RNA, 2333 nt
Organism: Ooceraea biroi (clonal raider ant)
Lineage: Eukaryota; Metazoa; Arthropoda; Insecta; Hymenoptera; Formicidae
Gene: snRNP-U1-70K
Product: small ribonucleoprotein particle U1 subunit 70K
Biological process (GO): mRNA splicing, via spliceosome
Cellular component (GO): precatalytic spliceosome; U1 snRNP; U2-type prespliceosome
Molecular function (GO): mRNA binding; U1 snRNA binding
Source: RefSeq, a predicted model, not a curated record